Messenger RNA from Clonostachys rhizophaga, 411 nucleotides. The record is from the annotation of a GenBank genome assembly. NCBI's taxonomy places the organism in Eukaryota, Fungi, Ascomycota, Sordariomycetes, Hypocreales, Bionectriaceae.
AUGACUCUCAUUCAUAUGGUUUUCUUCAAGUUCCGGGCCGAUGUGUCCGAGGAACACAAGCAGACAUUCGUACGCGAGCUGAAGAAACUGAAGCACCUCCCUUGUGUCAAGGACAACCGCCUGAUCGUCGGUGGUCCUUCCGUUACCGACCCUAUUGAACGGAGCAAGGGCUUCGAGUUUGCUCUCCUCAGUUACCACGAGAACCGUGCGGCUCUCGACGAAUACCAAGCUAGCAAAGAGCACACAUGGGUGACUCAAACCUACAUGUUCCCUUACAAGGAGGAUUUGUGCCGCUUUGACUUCGAGGUUGACCCUGAGGAUGAAUACAUGUGCCCAAUUACCGCGCUUUCAAAAUUGAGUGGCCUACAAACCCCCACUGAGGCCCCAAAGACGCCCGAGACUACAAAUUAG